Phytomonas sp. Hart1 is the source of this 891-nucleotide messenger RNA. The record is from the annotation of a GenBank genome assembly. Lineage: Eukaryota; Euglenozoa; Kinetoplastea; Trypanosomatida; Trypanosomatidae.
AUGCCCACAGAGGACACUCACUCAAAUUCAGAGGCUGAAAAUUUCAAUCACGAGAAUGACUCCCAACACACGGAAGGUAGCGUCCGUACUUUGGUUUUAAGAUCGCGCAAGCUCUCCACCUACACCUCGCCCUACUUCGAGAUGAUCAACAUCGGUCAUGAGGGCUUCGUAACCCCGGUUUAUGAGAUUUCAUUUUGGCGAAGCCUUGCUCAUCUUGAUGUUUGGCUUGUUUUCUACACAACGUUUGUGAUGUGGGGUAUCGGCAUGACCAUGACGGGAAACUGGAAUAUUAAAACCAUGCUCGCUGCGCGGGAUCCAAACACCACCUACGCGAAGUAUAUUCUUUUUGCUUCCAUGUCCGGUAUUAGUGCAGCUACAGGGCGAACUUUCAUUGGAACCUAUGAGGAGGUUCUAAACAGGAUGUAUUUACGUUUUGGAACCCCAAUGGUGUCUACGUGGGCCUACCCCGUUGCUUCAAUUGGGAUGUUUAUUUCUAUGAUCUUAUGGAUUGCCCUUCCGGGUAAUUAUGCUAUGAUUAUUCCCUACAUUUUGGGACCUUAUAUGUUCGGUAUGAGCCAUUCGAUGACAUUUUACAUUCUCAACACCAUGUUUGACCGCGACAUUGGGAUGCAUUACAGUUUCUCCUUCCUUGCCGCGGCAAUUGGGCUCUUUAUUUUCUAUUACUUGGUAUGGUUUCUGCCGUACAAUCAUUAUUCGACUGUUUACCCAUUUUAUGGUCGUAUUUGCGUCGGUAAACGGAAGUGCAUGAAUACAACCCUUGCUAUUUACGUUGCCCUUUCAUUCAGCAGCAUAUUAACGUCAUUCUGGUUCCACUUUCGCUACAAGAAACUCCUUGAGGGAAAGAGAUCCAAGGAAAGGGAAACUUCAUGA